AUGCUUCAAUAUGGUUCAACAUCUCAUCGUCAUGGAAUGUUCUUCACCCUGAAACUUAUAUCCCAUCCCUCCAUUUUCAUUACAUCUCCUAGAUCCCAUUUCACCAAUUUGUCCCUAGCCACCAACUUCACUACAUCUCCUAGGUCCCAUGCCACCAACUUCACUACAUCUCCCAGGUCCCAUGCCACCAACUUCACUACGCCCCUAGGUCCCAUGCCACCAACUUCACUACAUCUCCUAGGUCCCAUGCCACCAACUUCACUACGCCCCCUAGGUCCCAUGCCACCAACUUCACUACAUUCCCUAGGUCCCAUGCCACCAACUUCACUACGUCCCCUAGGUCCCAUGCCACCAACUUCACUACAUUCCCUAGGUCCCAUGCCACCAACUUCACUUCGUCCCCUAGGUCCCAUGCCACCAACUUCACUACAUUCCCUAGGUCCCAUGCUACCAACUUCACUACGCCCCCUAGGUCCUAUGCCACCAACUUCACUACAUUCCCUAGGUCCCAUGCCACCAACUUCACUACGUCCCCUAGGUCCCAUGCCACCAACUUCACUACGCCCCCUAGGUCCUAUGCCACCAACUUCACUACAUUCCCUAGGUCCCAUGCUACCAACUUCACUACGUCCCCUAGGUCCCAUGCCACCAACUUCACUACAUUCCCAAGGUCCCAUGCCACCAACUUCACUACGCCCCCUAGGUCCUAUGCCACCAACUUCACUACAUUCCCUAGGUCCCUAG
Molecule: messenger RNA, 744 nt
Organism: Ylistrum balloti
Lineage: Eukaryota; Metazoa; Mollusca; Bivalvia; Pectinida; Pectinidae
Product: bile salt-activated lipase-like
Exons: 3
Coding region: 1-744 (247 amino acids)
Source: RefSeq, a predicted model, not a curated record